Messenger RNA from Physeter macrocephalus (sperm whale), 5157 nucleotides. It is a transcript of the gene ABTB1, whose product is annotated as ankyrin repeat and BTB domain containing 1. NCBI's taxonomy places the organism in Eukaryota, Metazoa, Chordata, Mammalia, Artiodactyla, Physeteridae. Gene Ontology annotation, cellular component: ubiquitin ligase complex; cytoplasm. The transcript is spliced from 12 exons. Bases 107 to 1537 code for a protein of 476 amino acids. The record is from RefSeq and is a predicted model, not a curated record. Gene Ontology annotation, molecular function: protein binding.
UGCAGAGCGGGCGGGGCGCGGCGCGGCGCGGCGUGUUUAUAUCCGGCGGGGCUUCGCCGCUGCCCGGGGUCGCCGGGCCGGGGUCGGGGACGGGGACGUCCGCGCCAUGGAUACCUGCGACCUGUUCUCCAGCUGCAGGAAGGGGGACGUGGGCCGAGUGCGGUACCUGCUGGAGCAGCGAGACGUGGAGGUGAAUGUGCGGGACAAGUGGGACAGCACCCCCUUGUACUACGCCUGCCUCUGUGGACAUGAAGAGCUGGUGCUCUACCUCCUAGCCAACGGAGCCCGCUGCGAGGCCAACACCUUCGAUGGGGAGCGCUGUCUCUACGGGGCACAGAGUGACGCCAUCCGCCGGGCCCUGCGUGACUACAAGCAGGUGACGGCCUCCUCCCGGCGGCGGGACGACUACUACAGCUUCCUGCUGCGCCUCCUGGAGCAGGGCACCCACAGCGACGUGGUCUUCUUGGUGCACGGGAAGUCCUUCCGGGCACACCGCUGCGUCCUGGGCGCUCGCAGCACCUACUUCGCACGCAUGCUCGACACCAGGUGGAAGGGCAAGAGUGUCGUGGUCCUCAGGCACCCCCUGAUCAACCCCGUGGCCUUUGGGGCCCUUCUGCAGUACCUGUACACAGCACUGCACCCAUACCCAGGCUGCGCGGACGUCGGUGUGGAGCAUGUCGGCGACUGUGAGCGUCUGGCCAAGCAGUGCCAGCUGUGGGACCUGCUCGGCGGCCUGGAGGCCAAGUUGGCUUCCGAGCCAGGCACGAGUGUGAAGGUGCUGGCCAUCGAGCCCCCCCAGGCAGACCCCCGGUUGCGGGAGGACCUGGCCCUGCUGGCCGAUUGUGCCCUGCCCCCCGAGCUCCGGGGUGAUCUUGGGGAGCUGCCCUUCCCUUGCGACGGCUUCAGCAGCUGUCCUGAUGUCUGCUUCCGAGUGGACGGUUACAGCUUCCUCUGUCACAAGGCCUUCUUCUGUGGCCGCAGUGAUUACUUCCGGGCCCUGCUGGAUGACCACUUCCGAGAGAAUGCGGAGCUGGAGGCGUCAGGUGGCCUCCUGGUCAUCACCCUGCACGACAUCUCACCCGACAUCUUCACCCACGUGCUGUACUACAUCUAUGGCGACCACACCGAGCUGCCUCCCGAGUUGGCCUACGACGUGCUGAGCGUGGCCGACAUGUACCUGUUGCCAGGCCUGAAGCAGCUGUGUGGCCGUGGCCUGGCCCAGCUGCUGGACGAGGACAGCGUGGUGGGCGUGUGGCGCGUGGCCAAGCUGUUUGGCCUGGCGCGCCUGGAGGACCAGUGCACGAAGUACAUGGCCAAGGUCAUCGAGAAGCUGGUGGAGCAGGCAGACUUCGUGGAGGCUGUGAGGGAGGAGGCCGCGGCCGUGACAGCCCGGCAGGAGACGGACUCCAUCCCGCUGGUGGACGACAUCCGCUUCCACGUGGGCAGCGCAGUGCAGACGUGCAGCGCCAUGCAGCAGGCGCAGCAGCAGCUGCGGGUGCUGGAGGACCUGCUGGUGUCCAUCGGCCUGGACUGCUGAUGGCUGCACGCGUGGCGGCGUGUGAGCUUCGGGCAUCGCCGUGCCGGCAGGGGGUCGGGGGGCUCCCCUCCUCUUUGGGGACCUUGGGAUGCGGCCUCUCCCGCAGCACAAACCAGCCCCAAGGCCCUGGGGCUGGGCACCGCUCAGGGAGGCCUGGCGGGCCGUCUCUUAGGGCCUCCCUCCCCCAUGCCACCUGCUCCUGGCACCACCUCGCAUGUUUUUUUUUUUUUUCCUGGGCGGAGGGGGGCAAUAAAGCUUGAAUUCACCGUGGGAGCCUGUGUACCAAGGACAGGGUUGGGGGAGCUCGGGUCAGGGCCCCGCGUCUGGGGGUCUGAGUAGGCAGCCCCCGUGAUGACCAGACUCCCCUUGGGGACAGGGUUCCCCCUUGGCCCUGGGAGGUUUUGCGGGGCUUGAGGUCACUUACUGAGCAGCUGCUGCUCAUACCAGCCUGCAUUUUGGAGAGCAGGGCCCCAGCUGAGCGGACCCCGCCCGGCUCCCUCCACCCGCCUCGGCCACUGGCUGUGGUGCGUAUCAUCAGUCCAGGGGGUGCUGAGGAUGGAAGCCACUGUUUUUUUCUUCCCUCAGCCCAGGGCCUGCUGCUAAGUGAACAACAAACACUGUUGUUGAAUCAAAAAAAUUUCCAUACAUUUUACUGGGAAAAACUAAACUAUAGGCCUUCUAUUCCCAUUGCAAGAUCCCGACAUUUUUCACAUUGGGAAACACAGACCAACCGCUAACAAACAGAGUAAGCAGAAACAGAAAAGAAAAACGGCUUGUGUAUAAAGUGGAGUGUAGGGCGGAAGAGGGCCUGCCGGCGGGGCAGGGGCCACAGGCAGACCGUGCUCUGCUGAGUCCUGGGGGACUGGAGGAAAAGACAACCAGGAAUCCUGUUUUGAAAUGUCAAUAUUUGGUUUAUCAUUAAUUUUAAUUUAAAAGUAAAAUACUACAUUAAAAUACUGCUUAUUUUGAUUACUAAGAUUUUUGGUGCACCCUUACGUAAGUUGUGUGCCCUAGAGGAGUGCCUCCCUUGCCUUGCCCUAGUCCUGGCCCUCACCCAAAGAUACGCUUGUUUUUAACCCAUCCUAUAAUAAUAUUCUCCGCACCUGCAAAAAAAAAAAAAAAAAAAAAAAAGACAUGGCAUGUGUUUGCUCCUCUACCUGGAAAAUUCCUACAUAGCUUUCAGUGUGUCCGCCUCACUGCAGCAGAGUGAGGUGGGGUGAAGGUGCUAUCAAUCACAGAGUUAGGAGUGCUCUUGCCAGGGCUAGGGGCAGCCUUAACUAACUCCUGGAGCGUCCUGCUAGCAUAAAAAUGUCUCACGUUGGUAAAAGUCUGAAGCACAGCCUCAGGCAGGGACUUCUGAGGGAAGGGGCCCUGGAGCCAGGAAGCUGCCCUCGGGCACUCCAGCCCCCCACCCGCCCCCGCCAGUGGCUUAGUUCUCGAGUCCCAUCAGCGCCCCGCACCGGGGUGGUCACCACCUUCACCUCGGCGAGGCAGCGGGUGUCCUGCACGGGGGCUGGGGACCUGGGCUGGAGCACGUCAGAGCCCCAGCACCCUUAUCGGUCUAAGUGGGAGCGGCGUUAGCAGCCACCAAACCUGGUGAGAGUCACGCGGGGUCCGGAGGGAGCCCCAGCAGAGGUGGGGUGGGGCUCAGCCCGCGGAACCCCGACGUGAACUUGCCUUUUUUCUGGAAGACGGGACGCGAGAGCAAUUCCGGGCACACGGGGUAGCCCCUUCUCACCUAUGGAGUCUUGGAGAUGGACGCUCGUGUUCUCCUGACUCCUCGGCCCUCGAGCUAGUUGUCACCCAGCCUCCACAGUAGCCGCGGGUCGGUCUCCGGGUCCCCCUCCUGCCACCUGGGCCCCAGCUGGGGCCCUGCCUCACCUCCAACUCGCUCUCACCCGCCCUGUUGGCAUCUUCCAGGUGGAUGCUGAGCCCAGGUCUCCCCUCCUGGAAAGCCCAGGGUGCAUGCGUGGUUCCUGGGCACACCUGCCGUCUCUGACCUCUGUGCCCUUCCUUUGCUGUGGGCGCCUGGCUCGUUUCCUAGCUUCCCUGCAUUUAGCCGUGGCCACGCCCAGGUCCUAGAUGUGAGCAGCAGCGGCGGCAGAUGGCAGAUGAGGUCUCUGGCUUCGUCCCUGAAAGCUCACCCUGCCCCUUUCCCUCCCUCCCUCCCUCCCUCCCAGUGGGCUGGGCUGAGGGUGCUGCCCACGGGCCGGAAGCCCCACACUCGAGACAGGGCAGUGAGGGGCGGGGCGGCUGCUGCUCGCACCGGCCUCCAUCUGGUCCCGGCCCUGUCCUCUCCCCCAGGCUGCAGACUCCCUCCGGCCAGGGCGGCGGCGGGCUCCCCGCUGUGGCUGGUCCCGGCCCUGCACCCCCACCGCAGGCUCCCGCUAUGCACCGUCCCGGGCGCGGGGCUGCUGCUGCAGAUCUCCAUCCCUCGGAGUCCCCGUUCUGCACCUACCCCGAGCCCCAAGGACAUGCGCCCUCCUGCUCCCUCUCCCGCUCACCUGCUCUCCCCUGCUGGGCCGGCCUGGUGCGCCAUCGUCCCUCUCCCUGCCCCACCAAGAUGAGGCAAGCUGUGUCACCCCGUCCUGGAAGGCCAUGGGCCACCUGCCACGUGAUGGCCCUCGGCAGGAGUCUGUGCUCCGUGGGGGCUCCCAGGAGGCAGGGACAGCCCAGAGAGGAGGACGCUGCCCACAGUCAACUCCCUGAGGCUCGGGCUGCAGGAGGAGUGUGGGCCUCGGGGAGGGGGCCGUCCUUCAGGUCUACGUGCCACCCAGGGGGCCUCUGCACAGGGGACGGCCAGCUCUGGCCACCCCAUGGGACCUACCCCAGAAGGGUUGAAAAUUUCAUCACAAGUCACCUCAGGAGAGCAGCUCACCUCCUCUCACGAGUAUACCAACAUCACAACCACCUGCUGAACAACCAUCCGUGGAAAAGACCAAACCCUACCAGAAAAGUUCUUCUACAGCUAAAGACGUAAAGAAGGAACGACGACGAGACAGUAGGAGUCCCUUACCCCCAGGUGGGCGACCCACACACUGGAGAAUGAUGACCCUGCAGAGGCUCCCCCCGCGGAGUGAGAGCUCUGAGCCCCACGUCGGGCUCCGCCGCCCGGGGGUCCAGCACCGGGAGCCCCCAGAGCAUCUGGCUGUGAAGACAGCGGGGCUUGACUGCAGGACGGGGGAGCAGAGACCCCACUCCUGAAGGGCCGCACAGAACCUCACACGCACCAGGACCCAGGCCAGAAGCAGGGAUUCGAUGGGAGCCUGGGCCAGACCUACCUGCUGUUCUCGGAGGGUCUCCUGCAGAGGUGGGGGGCGGCCGAGGCUCACCUGGGGACACAGACGCCCGUGGCAGAUACCCUGGGGGACUUUCGGCCCGUGAACGCAGCAGCUUCUGCUGCUGCUGGGCUGAUAGCUCGGCCUGGGAGCGCCAAGACCAAGCACCACCCAACAGCCUGCAGGCCCAGUGCUCGGAGCCCCGGGCCAAACAGCCCCCUGGGCAGGGACAGAGCCCCACCCGUCAGCUGGCAGGCUGCCUUGGGACCUGCUGAGCUCACAGCGGCCUGGGACACGGCCCUGCCCACCAGUCGGGGCGAGGCGCAGCUCCACCCACCGGGG